UCCCCUUUCCCCUAAGUCGACCUCACUCGUAGUGGGAUUUUCCGGAUGGCCUCAUUUUCGCCUACCUUUCUACCUUAAACCUGCGCAUGGCGAUCGAUUGGGGGACCGUCACGUUGUCAUUUUGCCCCCCCCCUGCACCGCCCCCAUGUACUCUCGCUAUCGUACCCCUAAUCGUGGUGAAGACGUCCCGCUUGACAGGCUCCUGACGCGACGCGACUUUCCUUGGCGGCCGCAUAAUUUUCCAUCCAGACUUGUUUAUGAACAAGACAAUAUAUAUAUAUACACACUCAUAUACUCCGCUCGAACUGUCUUAGACACUCCCGCUUUCGCUAAAUAAUCUAUCAAACUGGCAUUGUUUUUUUUUUUUGCUCUCUAGUACCACAUUUCAUGAGCCCUCUCUCCUGUCGCAGACCGACAUUAGGUCUAGCAUACCCAUCUGUAUUCGAUCCGAUCCCUCGCCGGGGUGUUAUGAAUGCUGGACGCCACCUGUCUCACUUGUCUGCGGAAUUCUUAGGACCACCGUUCGGCCCUCUCCCUCGUGAGGGUGUGGCGCUGGUCGGGAAGGGGGUGGUAGGGUCGAGCCAUGAUGGACAUCAGUCUUGGGGACCUAGACAGUUUAUGGGCCCCUUCAAAUAACCCUUCGGCCGUCGAAGCAUGCAUAGCCCCCGAUGUAGACCAUCAGCCGGCACUCGAGCCGCCAAUCUCGUACUUGGACGACUGCCCCAUUUCUAGUAUCGAAGAGGCUACGUCGGUCGGCGCUCCGCAUGAGCCGUCGGCUUUUCGUGAAGAGCCAUUCGACUUGGAGGCCAUCACGCAUGCUUGCGAUCACGCGGCACCCUUCGAUGGCGUGGAAUUGCAGAUUCGCUCGGCAAACGGGGAGCGGUUGACUUCCAAGGACGAAGACUUCACACCUGAUCUGCACACGGCGAACACGGCCCAAGGGAAGCCAGUGGUAGUAGAGAUCCCUGUUUCAACCCUUAUUCAGCCGAGGUCACUCUACCAAGGGUUCGUUCCGCCUGCCACCCAAGUUCGGGAACGGGAGGCUAUAGCCGCGCUUCUCGAAGCCGCAGAGUCGCGGCAGCCCGCGCAGGAGGACCACAUCGAAUUCGACCUCGAAGACUUUUCCAUUUACGUCAAUUCGGAAUAUUAUCCUUACGAACUUCGGCCCUUGCAUCACCUGGCGGUUCGCCAGGCUUCUGACCGGUUUUAUUUCGACGGUGUAGUUGUCCACGGCGACGACAGAUUCUACCUCAACAGAAUCCCCUUUCGCCAGAUCCCCAUAGGCAAUUAUGGAAGCGAGGAGCACACGGUUGGCGAACAUAUCUGGAUACGUUCCGAACUCAACGAACGUGAAGGGACUGAACUCUACUACAAGCUCAGAUCCCCGUCGACAGAGUAUUCUCGGUUCUACGAACCGUUUCUCUGGAUUGCAGAUCUAGCCAAGCACGUCAUCGACUUCUGUGAUCACUUGAAGGACAGGGGCCAUCGUGCCGUCUUACACGACUUCCGGUCGCAUUUCGGCGUCUGGCUCCUGCAGACCCAUUCGCAAUCCGCCGCCUUUCAACGAUGGUAUGCAGCGAACCGCAGCGACGACUUUCGAGGCGCUCUCGUUGCCAAUAUUGAAUUCAUCUGGAAGGAAGCGAACGGCUUAGAUCCGGGAAAUGCCAGAUACCAUACGAUCUGGAAAGAAGCUAAGAGUUUAGACAUGUACCAGCCGAAUCUAACAUCAAGUCCUAAGGCACUUGUCCGGGAUGACGAGCUCGCCCAUGCUAAGCUCUCAAGGUAUCAAAACAGAGGCGAGGUGUCGCCGACGAUCGUGACUCCGUAUGCUUACGGUCUGUUCUCGCAUAUGGUCUUUGGGAACGUCCUCAAACGGGUCAAACCGUCUGCCGCAAUUCAUAAGAAGCAAGCUGCUUUUAUGCAAGGCAAGCGGCCUAUCCAGCAGAGUAGCCCACCUGCGGUGAAGCGGGACAGCCACGAUCGCGAUGCGCUCAUCGCCUCGAUACGAGCGGGGGAUGUGAUCUCGACGAAACCGGACGACAAGGAAACGGGCACGGAAUGGACACAGGGGAAAUCGAAACAUCAUCAAGGCCACUACGUAUGGUUCGGCUUAGUGCAGGAGGUUCAUAAGUCGCCAAGAGGAUCCCUGUCCUUUGACGUGAUAUGGCUGUACCAGUCAGUCGACACUCCUUGUGGCAUGAUGAAAUAUCCCUGGAAGAAUGAACUCUUCUUAUCCGACAAUUGCACAUGCCACCAUGAUACGGGAAGGGUGCAUGCGGAGCAAAUUCUCAAGACGCAUAGCGUAGAAUGGUUCGGGAGUCCAUCGACUAAGGCCGAAUUUUUCGUCCGUCAGACCUAUCUUGCCGACGACUGCCGGUGGACGUCUCUAAAGAAAGAGCACCUGACGUGUACAGGGCAGAAAUUUGGUGAAGAGCAAGCCUACCGCGUCGGCGAUGCCGUCCUUGUCGAAACCAAGCCGCGGGCUCUUCUGUUGGAGAACUUCAUCAUAGAAGCCUUCUUUGACGAAGACGAGAAACGCUACGUUAGGUUACGGAGACUCUUGCGACGGAAAGCGGUGGACAAGAGCGCACCCAACUCCCCCUCAAAUGAGCUCGUUUACACGGAUCAGUUCGUCGAGAUUUCUGCUAGGCGGAUCUUCCGGCGCUGCUUGGUUAGAGCGUUCCAACCGGGAGAGAAGAUUACAACUGCCUAUGACUGCGACGGAACCGGCAACGCUUUCUUCAUGACACAUCAGGAGGUUAUAAACGAGGACGGUGAAGUAAUCUACGCCCCUCUCGACAUCAGCCGCCUCCAUCAGCUGCGACAAGGAUUUGAUCCCUCUCGAGCGGAGCACCUGCAGAAACUGCAGGGGCUCGAUCUGUUCUGUGGGGGUGGGAACUUCGGGCGCGGCCUGGAAGACGGCGGUGCGAUCGAAAUGCGGUGGGCCAACGAUAUAUGGAGCAAGGCUAUACAUACGUACAUGGCGAAUUGCGAGCCAGGUGCCUGCACGCCAUUUCUAGGCUCGGUCGACGAUCUCCUCCUUCAUGCGAUGAAGGGCGACCACUCUAAGGUGCCGCAGCCGGGUGACGUGGACUUCAUUUCGGCCGGGUCGCCGUGCCCUGGAUUCUCUCUGCUCACGGUCGAUAAAACGACGGAUAAGCAACGAAAGAACCAGUCCCUCGUCGCGUCCUUCGCGUCCUUCGUCGAUUUAUACCGCCCGUCGUACGGGUUGCUGGAGAAUGUGCCGCAAAUGGUCAACACGAAGAAGGCCCGCGACGCGUGCGUGUUCUCCCAGCUGGUCUGCGCGCUGGUCGGCUUGGGCUACCAAACCCAAGUCAUGUUCCUCGACGCGUGGUCAUUUGGUGCGCCACAGUCCCGGAGUCGAGUGUUUCUCUGUUUCACCGCGCCAGGCUUCCGCAUGCCGAGAGUUCCAGCGCCUUCACACUCGCACCCGCCCGGCGUACGGUUUAAUAAGCUAGGCGAGAUGUCUUGCGGUCGGCCGUUUGAUAGCAGGGAACUCGUAUCCACCCCCUUCCAAUACGUCAGCAGCAGCGAAGCUACGGCGGACUUACCAAAUAUCCAGGACGGAAAGCCGGACUAUUGCGUCGGCUUUCCCGACCACCGAGUGUGUGUCGGUUUCACAUCCCUCCUACGGAACCAGAUAUGGCACAUCCCGACGCUUCCGUGGGGAUUGGGUUUUAGCAAAGCCUGGUACGGUCGGCCGGCUUUGCCCCGGUCAUUGAGCGAGAGCGACCGGCUUCUGUAUCCUCCGGAGCCCUCCAGUAGGGUGAAGAGACCGUCCAAGGGAUGGAGCCGCGUUCGCCCAGAUGGUCUGUUCAGCACCGUUUCCACGACAUGUGUACCGACGGACUCUCGCAUGGGCACCGUCAACCACUGGAGCCAGCAUCGGCCAAUCUCAGUCCUGGAAGCUAGGCGUGCGCAGGGCUUUCGCGACCACGAAGUGCUCGUCGGCGCGCCGCCUGUCCAGUGGCACAUCGUCGGCAACAGCGUGGCGAGGCAGGUUUCGAUCGCCCUCGGCCUGGCGAUCCGAGAGGCCUGGUUCGGGACUCUCCUGGACGAGCCGGCGGCCGCGCCGGAGACGAGGUCGGCGACCGAGGCCUUCUCGACGUCCGGCAGCGCCGUCGCCGCCGCAGAUGCCACGGCCGCGAUCCGCGUCGACUCGUCCAGCCCCGACACGUCGUCCGAGGACCGCGUCUUCGCCGCCACCGCCUACCCGUCCACCUCGCUGACGCCAGCGACGAGCGAGUCGGUCGGAGCCUCGGACUGCGAAGGCAGCCGGAAGCGACUGUUGGAGAUUUACGUCGAGGUCGCUGCCAAGAGGUCGCGGCCUAGCCCUGGACCCAACCUGGGGCUAGAAGGCGGCCGCUGAGGGAAACAGACCUUGGUCACGCUAGUCUCGCGAGCGCUGUCUUGUGAUAGCAUACCGCCCCCUGCGCCUCCUUGUGCCUCUCUGUCCACCCCCCUGUGCCUCCUGUCUGCCUCCCUCCGCCUCCCUUCGCCUCUCUACCUACCCCCUCUAUUUCUCAAUAUGUAUAUUUUCUUGGGAGCGAUGUCGUGUUUCUUGGUGACGUUAUCAGCCAGCAUCCUCUAGCGAACGUCGGAGAAGUGAUGAAGGGGUGGUAGCGGCGGGUAGUAUUAUGUGAUUACCGUGAAGUGGAAGUCGGUAAGCAGGCCGUGAGGUGUGGUCAUGGGCAUACCGUAUAUGCGAAUAAUUCGCCUGGGGGUGACGAUUUGCGUGGGGUGGUGAGAGCAUCUUUCCUAUGUUAGGCAUUAGCAUCUAUCGAGGACCCCAGGCGCCGUGGAGCGAUCAACAUAGAACGCCUGCGCCGGUUUGGGAUGUCCCCCACAGGCGCAGUAGCGGCUUGGAAGUAACUGUAGAUGGUUGUAGGCAUGGAUGUAUUCUAGUACCGUAUAAAAGAUAUAUACAUAUUGAAGUGGUCCGGAACAUGUCAUCGGCAUAGACGUAUGCACAAUCAUGGAGACUGCAGAAGCUUGCGGCGAUCUCUUUUGCUGGAUCUUGCCCUGCACGCG
Molecule: messenger RNA, 5052 nt
Organism: Durotheca rogersii
Lineage: Eukaryota; Fungi; Ascomycota; Sordariomycetes; Xylariales; Xylariaceae
Product: S-adenosyl-L-methionine-dependent methyltransferase
Exons: 1
Coding region: 584-4390 (1268 amino acids)
Cellular component (GO): nucleus
Molecular function (GO): methyltransferase activity; chromatin binding
Source: RefSeq, a predicted model, not a curated record